Messenger RNA from Papilio polytes (common Mormon), 1943 nucleotides. RefSeq names its product lysosome membrane protein 2. Gene Ontology annotation, cellular component: membrane; cytoplasm. The coding region runs from base 118 to 1803 and encodes 561 amino acids. The record is from RefSeq and is a predicted model, not a curated record. Lineage: Eukaryota; Metazoa; Arthropoda; Insecta; Lepidoptera; Papilionidae. The transcript has 12 exons. Gene Ontology annotation, molecular function: scavenger receptor activity.
GCUACGCAGGCCCAACGAAUGCGCAUCUCACGGACGUGGUACUAACGAAGUGUUACGAUACUGUGCGCUGUAGUGUUGUGAUUUCGGAAAAACGGUGCGUCCUAAGAUAAAUGAAAGAUGGUGGUGGGAGCGAAGAAGACGUUACAGCAGGUGCCGAGCAAGGGCCGGAUCUCUAUUAUGAAGAUACAGAACUUCACUGUACAGAAGAGACAGUCUGUGAUCAAAGUAGUAUAUGGAACAUUGCUGGCUAUAUUAGCAAUGGUUUCUGUUAUUAUCGACCCAGUUAAGAUUUUUACAAAUUGGUACUUGGAUAUACAAGAAGGCAAGUUUAUCUUCAAGAUGUGGGAGAACCCUACGUACCAGUUAUUCUCAGAAGUUUAUGUCUUCAACUAUACGAAUGUCGACCAGUACGUAAAAGGAAUUGAUAAGACAAUGAAGUUACAAGAGAUCGGACCAUUUAAAUUUCAAGAGUUCCGAACAAACAGGAACUUGACGGUAGACCACGAGGCAGGCGUGAUGCGAAUGAGACCCAACAUCGACCUGGAGUUUUUGCAGCACGAGUCAGUCGCACACUACAAAGAUGUACACGUGACUAUGCCUAACAUAGCACUUAUUGCUAUCAGCACACUAAUGGCGGACAGACUGGGGUACUUCGCCAAUGCGGGAGCUUACUACUCGAUAGCAGCACUCGGUUCCACUCUCUUCAGGAAUAUGACAGCCGAGGAACUUCUCUGGGGGUAUACAGAUCCAAUCGUAUCCAUUGCUAAUAAAUUGCUACCGGGAUGGAUUGAUUUUCAGAAGAUAGGAAUCUUAGAUCGUUUCUACGCGAAACGCCCAGACACAGCUGAAGUGGAGAUCGGCGAUGAAUCAAGAAAAUUCUCCUUAAACACCUGGAACGAGUCCCCAGGUCUAGCGGAACAGGGUUACACUGAUUUUAAUACCAGCAUCCCAUGUAAUCGUAUCAGAGGUGCCUACGAGGGUCUGAUGCUUCCCCCCAAGAUAUCGAAGGACGCAGUAAUACCAAUAUUCAGGAAGCAGGCCUGCAGAAUAUAUCCAUUUUCCUUUGUAGAUGAGAUGAACGGAGAAUAUGGGUUCAAUUUUUACAGAUUCCAACUCCAAGAGUCGGCAUUUAAUAAAACUUCAGAAUACGCCUGCAAAUGUAGUAAAAAUUGUCUCCCGGAUGGCUUCGUAGACGUCAGCAAUUGUUAUUAUGGUUUCCCCAUAGCGUUAUCAAAGCCUCACUACGUGGCCGUCGAUGAACAACAGAAGACGUACUUCGAAGGCAUGAAUCCUGAACCGGAAAAGUAUUAUUCACAACUUGACGUUGAACCGACAGUUGGAGUACCUCUGGCCCUCUCCAUCAACGUUCAGAUAAACGUGGCAGUCCGGACUUCUGCGGGGAAUCCCAUCACUAAACCUGUGAAGGACAAAGUCCUACCUAUCAUGAGGAUAUCAUUGUAUUGCAAAGAGGCACCUCCAGAAGUAAUCCAAUUAUUACGUCUUCGUUUCGUCAUCGCCCCACCAAUAGUGCUCACAGUUCAACUACUUCUCUUCAUCAUUGGUACAUUCUUCGCGAUCCAAGGCGGGUACAGAAUAUGGAAGCCGAGAUACAAAUUGAUCCAGCAACAAGAGAAACCUAAAGUAAGAAGGAAGAGUACUGAAAGACGUAGAAGCAGUAUUAUUUUAAACAUGUCUGAUAAUUCUGCAUUCAAAGACGAUGAUGAUUUAGCUAAGGAGGCAGUCUCACUGCUAGCUAUCACAGAAGAAGAUGGGGAUUUACCGGAUUUACUUGUUGACUCCUGAAUACAAGCUGUAUGACGUCAUUUUGUAAUUUUACAAUUUUAAAACUCGAAUUAUUUCAGCGUUUCUACUGAUGUAAAUGAAGUAACUGUUACUGCAGUUUCCUCCUUUUAAACAGCUGAUUAUUACGAUCACUUUGUAUA